AGACAAGCAGCUGCUGAGCAGUAAGGGAGCCGCCGCGCCGUGCCGCUAUUCUCCGCCCCUGCAGCACCGAUGUCCAGUCAGCGUGAGGAGUCGGUGUGAUAUCUUUAGAAGUACAGUCGCGAAGUCAGGCCUGUCACAUUUAAAAACUGAAUUCGGAGGAACGGCUGAUUGAACGGCACAACAGCUUUCCCAUGCUUGCGGCUUUAUUUUACUUUGUUUUUACAUUUAUGCAGAAGUAAAAGAGUGUAGCGUUUGCCUACGUCAGAUUAUCAAGUAAGGGCUACCUGAAUAAAGUUUGCACCUUUCCGGAUUUUUAUAUUUCUUACUUGGAUGACGCUUCCCUUUUCUGGAUAUACCUUGGAUUUAUUACUUUUGAACACUUUCGCAUCGGUCAAAGAGAAGCCAAUGUGUUAAUCAUGUGGAGGAGAAGGCUGCUGUGGAGGGUUGUGUGUUUUGCACUCCUCGAGAUCACUUUGCAAACUGAGUUGGACUGCGGGCAAGUUCGCAAUGUUUUUCAGCAGCGGCAGAUUGGACCUGUCAAGUCCCUGCCGGCAUCGCCGAGGACAGGUACCGAACUACAAGUUUGCACUACCAAAUCCCUAACAUGCUGCACCAGGAGGAUGGAGGAGAAGUACCAAAUAGCAGCCCGACAGGACAUUCAGAAUUUAUUGCAGAUAUCCAGCUCAAGCCUGAAGUUUUUAAUUUCAAAGAAUGUUGCUGCAAUUCAGGAGACAUUUGAAACAGUAAUACGACAAGCGGAGAACUAUACCAGCUCCUUGUUUCGUACAACUUACAGAAACAUGGCAGCAGAGGCCUCAACAGCAGUGAAGGAGUUAUUUACAGACAUUGGACUUUUUGUAUUGAAUUCAGAGCUCAGUAUCGAGGAGUCUCUUCACAGAUUUUUUGAUGGCCUGUUCCCUUUGGUGUACAAUCAUCUCAUCAAUCCUGGUUUAACAGAUAUAGCAGUUGAUUACUCUGAAUGCUUACGCAUGGCAAGAAAAGACCUCAGCCCAUUUGGAAUUAUUCCAAAAAUCUCAGUCGGUCAUAUGGUGAAAUCCUUAGUGCCAAGUCGUAUUUUUUUACAAGCUUUGAAUUUGGGGAUUGAAGUUAUUAAUACAACAGACCACUUGCAGUACACAAAGGAAUGUCACAGAGCCCUGCUGAAGAUGCAAUACUGCCCUCAUUGCCAAGGCCUCACCCAGAGUAAACCCUGCAUGGGAUAUUGCCUCAAUGUGAUCAGAGGGUGCUUGGCCAGCAUGGUAGAGAUUGACCCUCAUUGGAGAGAGUAUAUACGAUCAUUAGAGCAACUAUCUAAUAAGAUGCAGGAAACUUUUGAUAUUGAGAAGGUGCUGCUGAACUUUGAUUCACUUGUAAAUGAGGCAGUAAUGUUAGCUCAAAAAAAUGGACCAAAGCUCUCAGUGCAAGUAAACAAGGUAUGUGGACAUCCAAGCAGAAAAGCAGAACAGUCCUCUGAUCAAGUUUUGGACACCAGCAAAGAACAAAUCCUUCCUAAAGUAACACGUCCAGACACAGAAGAAACGCUUACCAGCAAAAGAAAUGAGUUCAUUGACAGUCUGCGGCUUUACCGAACAUUUUAUGGUGCAGUGGCUGAUCAGCUGUGUGCAAGUGAAUUGGCAGCUCCUGAUGGCUUAUCAUGCUGGAAUGGAGUCGAUCUCGUUAAAAGCUACACUCUUCAGGUCGUGGGCAGUGGAAUUAAAGCUCAGUCUGGAAACCCGGAGGUGAAAGUAAAAGGAACAGACUCGGUCAUAAACCAGAUCAUUGAUAAACUGAAGCACGUCAAUCAGUUGUUACAGGGAAAAUUGAAUACAAAGUAUGGAAGCCUGGAUAUUACAGAAACAGGAAGUGGGAAUUUGGAGGACGACGUUAGUGGAGACUGUGAUGAUGAAGAUGGCUGCAUUGGAUCAGGAAGUGGUGAAGAAAAGAAACAGCAAAAGAGCAUCAAAUGGCUGCCAGACAAGAAGAUGGUUGAAGAUAUAAGACAUACCCAGCAGACAGAAGAUCAUCUUCUGGACAAUGCAGGAACAGAAAGCACAGUGAAAACUACCCAUGUAAUCCUUCUUUUCAGUCUGACAACAGCACUUUUGAGUCUAUAGAAAUAUCCCAGAUAUCGUCACCACUUUUUAAGCCUGAAUCAUCAGGUCUCUUUUAAACUAGAGAUGUACAGAUGGAAAUUAUCCAUUGUGAUUAUCUUGCUUUGUGCCAUUUCUAUAAAUGUCCAAUUGGGCACAUUAAAUAAUAACAGCAUGGCUUUAAUGUCUCCAAACAUUUCAGUUAUUGUUACAUUAGUUUCUUGAUGAAAAGCUGUUGCUAGAAUGGUGUACUUUUUAUAAGACACUCUUCUAAAUUAACAUAUUUAUAAGGAUACUGUUUUCUAAUUGUUCUGCUGUUAGUAGAUUACAAUUAUUUUGCAAAUCUCAUUUAGAUUCCCCUGUGUAUAAUUACAUUCAGCAAAUUCCCUUACAUUUCUUAUUAUCCACCUGGUGCUUUAAUGGGCUCUUUUUCAUGAACUUUCCAUUUUAUUUUUCUUCCAAAUCUGAACAUAUUAAUGCCUUCCACUAUUCAUCUGUGACAUUAAAUUGCUGAAAUUAAAAAAUACUUUUUUGAACCAUAUUCUUUUAUCCUUUUGCAGUCCUGUCUUUAGACAAGUCAGAAUGUCUGAUAACAAAGCUUAAAAUUCUGUAUAGCCAUUUCCAAAGACAUGAUCCAGAAGUAUUCUUUCAAAAUACAAUUUAAAUCAAUUAAUGAAAUCAUAUUAUUCAUGAAGGCCACAGCCUCAGUCUUUAAUGCCGGGUGAAACAUUUUAAUGCAAUUAACUCUUGUUAAAAAAAAAAAAUUGCCGACAGGUUUGCACGAUCAGCAUGUGGGCCAACUCUGAGGGACGGUGUGGGCAUGCUGUGAAUCCUAAUUCUGCACUUAAUUCAUAUUACAUGCCAGGUUGCACACCCCUUCCGCAGCUCUAUAUCAAAGUUAUUCUACUUUGCUUAUCAGCUUUUCAUUCUACUGUUUACAUAGUUUUGAGUAUUCUCCUUUAUUUACCACAAGUAAGAUGCUUAAAAUGCGUUUAGUAAAUAAGGUAAAGCUUUAUAUACGCUACGAUGAAUUAAUCAACAAUGACACUAAUGUUCAGUUAUACAGUUUCGUCAAAUAGCUGCUUUAAAGCUGACUAGAAAGCGUCUUAUUUCUGUGUGGUUCUUAAUGUUUGCCAGACAACAUAAAAUUAACAGCACUGCCCUUGCAUCUCUAGUUGAGCAAGUUUUAAUAAAUAUUUGGCAAUGCAGCACAAGGUCCAGAUAAUAAAAAAUAUAUCUAUUCUUAAUCCAAUUUUAUUCGUCUCUAUUUAUUAUUUCUCAUUUCAGCUAAAAACCUACUCACUGCAUAACUAUAGCAAUUUCAAGUGGUUUUAUGCCUAUUAUUGUAAUUUCAGUUAUUAAAAUCAUGCCACUGCUGUUGAACCAUGUCUUUCUGAGUGUUUUCAAUGAGAUUAUUAUUUAGACAAAAAUAUCCUGUAACAGAGAAAAAGUGUCGACUAUAUGUAAAUUAAUACAAUAUGCCAUGAUGAUAUACUGUACUAUAAAAAUAUUAAAAAAAUUU
This is a messenger RNA of Erpetoichthys calabaricus (reedfish), 3612 nucleotides long. It is a transcript of the gene gpc5a, whose product is annotated as glypican 5a. Gene Ontology annotation, biological process: cell migration; positive regulation of canonical Wnt signaling pathway; regulation of protein localization to membrane. The transcript has 8 exons. Gene Ontology annotation, cellular component: extracellular region; plasma membrane; cell surface. The coding region runs from base 417 to 2114 and encodes 565 amino acids. The record is from RefSeq and is a predicted model, not a curated record. NCBI's taxonomy places the organism in Eukaryota, Metazoa, Chordata, Cladistia, Polypteriformes, Polypteridae.